Messenger RNA from Racocetra persica, 1530 nucleotides. NCBI's taxonomy places the organism in Eukaryota, Fungi, Glomeromycota, Glomeromycetes, Diversisporales, Gigasporaceae. The record is from the annotation of a GenBank genome assembly.
AUGAGUCAAUAUUACCCACCUGCGCCUGCACCUACACAACCUACACAGCCCUAUUAUUCUCAGACGGACCAACAGCAAUAUUACCCACCUCAGUCAGGAAGGUAUUCACCGGUUCCACAUUAUCAACCACCCGCGUAUGAGCAGGGAUCAUUUCGUGGUUCGAUAGCAGAAAAAUGGAAUCCAACACCAAAAUUUCAAGGCAUGUAUUUAUGGGCCUUUCUACUGUUUCUCGUUCACCUUGCUGGUUUCGUGAUUCUUAGUUAUAUUGGGUUAAAGCGGCUUAUAGAUAAUAAUAAACUUGGAGGGAAGAGCGAAUUUUUUAACCCUGAAAUAAUUCCACCAUUCGCUAUUUCCGGAGUGGCUGGACUUAUUUUGAGUGUCGUUUAUUUGCUUUUAAUGCAAAGAUUUCCACAACCACUUAUCAAAAUAACAUUAUAUCUGUCGAUUGCCACGUAUUUUAUCGCUGCUGCUUUCUUUUUCUUAAGUCGCUUAUACAUCUGGGCAGUUAUUUUUGUAGUUUUCGGUAUAUUAUAUUUAAUUGCUGCCUUUAGUUGGCGUAAUCGUAUUCCUUUUGCGGCAAUUCUGUUGGAGACAGUUGUAAGCAUCACAAGAAAAUAUUAUGGUGUCGUUAUAAUGGGUUUUAUAGGGUUAAUACUUCAGGUGGGAUGGUCUGUCUUGUGGAUCUUGAGUUUACUUGGAGCUUAUGAAUAUUUCGAUGCAACGAUGUGUACUGUCGCGAGUAAUGGUCGAAAGUCCUGUAGCAUUGGCCUCUACCUAAUAUUAGUAUAUUUGAUUUUCAGUUUCUAUUGGACAAGUCAGGUCAUAAAGACUAUUGUUCAUGUUACUGCCUCGGGAGUUUAUGCAACAUAUUAUUUCCUUGAAGGCACUCCUCAAGGAGCAGGCACUACUCCAACUCUUAGCUCAUUUAAGCGUGCAACUACAACCUCUAUAGGUAGCAUUUGUUUCGGAAGUUUAAUAAUUGCACUCCUUAGUACUACUAGAACAGUGCUACAAGCUUUUGCGAAUAGCGACGAGGGUGCCUGCGGAUUUUGUGCAGUCUGUAUCGCUUGCUUGUUAGCAUGGAUUGAGUCUCUUGUUGAAUACUUUAAUUUCUACGCUUAUGUUGAAGUCGCGAUAUAUGGUAAAUCAUAUUGUCAAGCUGCCAAAGAUACCUGGACCUUAAUCAAAGAUCGUGGUGUUGAAGCUAUUAUCAACGAUGAUCUUAUUGGAAAUGUGCUAACCAUGGGCUCCCUUUUAAUUGGUGUUCUUUGUGGAAUACUUGGAUACAUUUAUAUAUCUACUUCCAUACAGUAUUUAUUAACGGAGAAUACGAAUUUAGUAAUUGUAUUUGUUAUAAUUUGUUUUGUAAUUGGUUUUAUGAUGUGUGUGGUUAUUACCGAUGCCAUCGGCUCUGGUGUCUCAACUACUUUCGUUGCUUUGGCUGAAGAUCCAGAUGCGUUAAGAAGAACUAAACCUUUAUUAUUUGAGAAAAUUCGACUGCAGUGGCCCCGUGUUGUCCAAGGAAUUUAA